Scedosporium apiospermum is the source of this 1164-nucleotide messenger RNA. RefSeq lists its product as uncharacterized. The record is from RefSeq and is a predicted model, not a curated record. NCBI's taxonomy places the organism in Eukaryota, Fungi, Ascomycota, Sordariomycetes, Microascales, Microascaceae. The transcript has 2 exons. Bases 1 to 1164 code for a protein of 387 amino acids.
AUGCUGGUCAAGUCGGUCCUCUCAGCCGGGCUCGCUGCCACGGCAGCCCACGCCUUCGUCGUCAUCCCCAUCGCCGACGCUGAUCGAACCAUCUCCGAUCUCCUCCCCUUCGACGCCCCGUCGAAGGCCCACGAGCAGUCCAUCGACAUCGCCUGCCCCGGAUGCCCCGUCGACAUCAAGGAUGGCGUCGCCGUCGAUGACGUCCCGAACCAUCUUGAGAUGACCUUCUCGAUCGACACGUCCUCCAACGGCGACAGCCUCCUAGCCAACGGCUUCGAGCUCUACCCCAACCCCGAUCCCUUCGCCAAUUCCCUCGUCGCUCCCCAGGUCACCGAGCCCAGCAACAUGGAUGACAAGGCUCAUGUCAAGGUCCAGCGACUGGGUUACAGGUUCCACGUCUACCCCAUCGCUAAGGAGGAGGAGAGCCAGCAGCUCGAGCUUAUCGGCGUCGACCUCCAGGUCGUCGAGGUUGGCGGAGCUUUCGUCAACGGUAUCCCCGCCGUCAAGAUCCGCCUUGUGAAGAACGGUGACAGCCUCGCCAUCGCGAACGUCCAGACCGUGGAGGCCGCUCCCGCAUUCGGUGCCAACUGCACCACUCUGCUCUGCAAGUGGAGGGCCUUCAUCGCCAACAAGAUCGCGGCGAUGAGGGGCUCCGGUCGCCCUUGCCACGGAAACAAGGAACAGGCCGGCCCUGGACCCCACGGCCACCCUCACGGCAUGCACGGUGGUAUGAAUGGCAUGCCUCAUGGUAUGCCUCAUGGAGGACCUCCUCACCUCCCUCACCACCCCGCCAUGUCCUCCCCUCCCAGCGCCGCCCCCGAGGGCCAGUUCCAUCACCCCGCUCCCUUCCAUCAUGGUCAUCGUCACCAUGGUCUCGCCCACGUCUUCAUUAUGAUCCUUACCCACAUCCUCCUUCCUAUUCUUAUUGGUAUCGCUGCCGGUGUCACUGCUAGCAUUGUUGGCAUGAUCCUCGUCUCUAUCGUGCUGCGUGUCUACAAGGUUAUCCGUGGACGCAAGCCCGCUCCUGAGCAGCCUCCUAGCUACAAGGCCGACCCUUCCGAGGCUGUCCUCGCCGAUGAGGAGAAGGCCGGUCUUAUGGAGGACCAGGAGCACCUCGAGCCUCCCCCGUCGUACCCGGAGGAGACCCCUGCUGCUAAGCUCUAA